Pantherophis guttatus is the source of this 2942-nucleotide messenger RNA. It is a transcript of the gene COTL1, whose product is annotated as coactosin like F-actin binding protein 1. Gene Ontology annotation, molecular function: actin filament binding. Gene Ontology annotation, biological process: regulation of actin filament polymerization. Lineage: Eukaryota; Metazoa; Chordata; Lepidosauria; Squamata; Colubridae. Gene Ontology annotation, cellular component: site of polarized growth; actin filament; cortical actin cytoskeleton. The record is from RefSeq and is a predicted model, not a curated record.
CUCCCUUACACACACACAAAGCCCAGGCGCGCACCAAGCUCUACAAAUUCCAGAGGAAGCCCAGCAGUGAAUUGCAUUCUCGGUUGCACCGCCUAUAUAGGGAUUGUCUCCCUUUUGCUGGGAAGGAGAGGAAGACCUGCGAGGGGGCGGGUAGCAAAGACCCCUGAGCUGGAAAGAAGGGGCGUCAAGAGGACGCGGGGGUAGGGAGGGGAGGAGACGGCCCAGCAAGCCCUGCUCUUCCUCCUCCUCCUCCUCCUCCUCGGAUCAGGGACCAAUAAAGCCGCUGCAGAGCAGGGCGUCCGGCAGAGAAAGGGUUAAGCCGGAUCCGCUCGGACCGAUCCCUUCCCCGGCGAGGCUGCGGGACCGACUGCAGCAAGCAGAAGGACUGGGCGGCCGCCUCCCCCGCAGCCCCAGCUUCAGCCUCCGCUCAGCCCUUCGGAUGCUUUCCAAGCCUGCUCUCUUAAGGGCACGAGCCGGAGGUCCCUUUCGCUCUUCUCUCGCCGCGCGGCUGGCUCUCCUUUACGGCCGCCUGGUCUUGAAUCCCGGGAGCGCCUCUUAAAAGAGCGGCGAUGGCCACCAAGAUCGACAAAGAAGCCUGCCGAAGGGCCUACAACCUGGUGAGGGAUGACAGCACGGGAGUGAACUGGGUGACAUUUAAGUACGACGGCUCCACCAUCAUCCCAGGACACAACGGGGCGGAUUACGAAGAAUUUAUACGUCAGUGUACAGAUGACAUUCGGUUGUUUGGCUUCAUCCGGUUCACCACUGGAGACACCAUGAGCAAGCGAGUCAAGUUUGCCCUGAUCACCUGGAUAGGGGAGAACGUCAGUGGCCUUCAGAGAGCUAAAACAGGGACCGAUAAGACCCUCGUGAAAGAAGUUGUACAGAAUUUCGCCAAAGAGUUUGUGAUCAGCGAUCACAAGGAACUGGAUGAAGAUUACAUCAAGGGUGAAUUGAAGAAAGCUGGAGGGGCGAAUUAUGACGCUCAGGCAGAAUAAACCCGGAAGAGGAACACACCGUGCCUCCUGCAGCCACCUGAAUAGAUGUGCCACCCAAGGAGGCGGGAAAGCACAAUUUAUCUGUGAAAACAAAACUGGAAGAUAAUUUGAGGCAAGUGUGAGAACGAAGCUGCUUCAUUUAAGGCUCCUCGGAAGCCUGUUCCUAUCUCCAGAAGUGGACCUCAGUUUUUUUCUCCCCCAUUUCAUCCACCAAACCAGCUCCUUUUCGUGUUUUUUUUCCUUUCUCUCUCUCUCUAAGUUCUUCCUUUAACCGCUGUCUUUCUCAUUUUAACAAAUAUUAUGUAGGUACCUGGCUCCAUAGGAAAUUGGCCAUUAAGUCACGGUGUUGGCUGAAGGCUUCUUGAGAGCUUUAGAUCUUUCCAUGAAGUUCGGUCAGUCUAGAUAGAACAGAGGUCUUCAAACUUGGCAGCUUUAAGACUUGUGGACGUCAACUCCCAGAAUUCUCCAGCCAGCAUAGCAAUGCUGGCUGGAGAAUUCUGGAAGUUGACGUCCACAAGUCUUAAAGCUGCCAAGUUUGAAGACCUCUGGUCUAGAAAGUCUCCAAGGAUGAACCACGAAUUCAUUCUUGACAGCUGUCUUCCCUCACUGACCAACAAAAGGGCUUACAACGUGCACAAUGAGUUACGCCGCCCACGAAUCACAUGCUUUCUUCUGAAAGUCAUCUCUGGUGGGUUUGGAUGAGAUUUGCAAUCUUCUCCACGCCACUGGAGGGUUUUUACUUCUAGGUGGUUUAAAAAAAAGAGAAAAAAAAGCACAAAAUUGCUGUUUCCCCUCGCCCCCAAAUAAUAAUAGUAGCCAAAGGGCUGUGACCUGAGACCUCCCCAAGGCUAAACACAGCUCUCUAAAGUUACUACAGGGUCAAGACUGUUAACGGGGUAGAAGGAAGAAGGUGAAAUACAGGGUGAAUUAUGAGACGGGUGGUAUUUGAUUCACUGAAAUGAAAUCCUAUUUAAAUCGGGCCAGCCUCUUUGGCCAGGCACCAGUUAGUAGUAGAAGGGUGAGCACUGAUCUACUAUUCAAAACCAGAUGUGGGCCUUGAUUGAAACAAGUCAUGCAUUUGCGGGACAUAAAAGUUCCUUUAUUCCACAUAAGCAAACUUAUUUACUCAGAGCUCUGUUUCCAGAAGGUUUGGUUCUUCAGUUAGGUAUGUGCCAGAUUGUGGGGUGUUGUUUUUUUUGUUUUUUGUUUUUACCAUUGUGCUUAAAAAUAAUUUCCGUAUGCCCAAUGGAACUUUGUCACAAAAAGCUGUGCGGAGCGUUGCAGCCUCCAGUUACAAUUGUGUGUACAUUUCCCUAGGAGUAAGAAGUGUUGCACACACAAUGAAUUUCUAAACAUGCGUGUGUGGGUGGAAGGUUGGAGGGGAUUUGGGGUGAGUAGUGAAUGUGUUUGUUUGCAGCCCCUGCAAAUCCACGCAUGCUGACGUCACUAAAGGUCAAAGAGAAGCUGAAAUAUUUGGCAUUAAACAGCCAUCGAGGGGAAACAUAAUCUUCUAUUUCGGUUUUUUUAUGGAAUACAAAGGAAUAUAAUUUGCCUUAAAGGAACAGCUUGGUUUUGCAUCAUAUGAUCUUUCUCUUUCUUUCUUUCUUUCUUUUCUUUCUUUCUUUCUUUCUUUCUUUCUUUCUUUCUUUCUUUCUUUCUUUCUUUCUUUCUUUUUCUUUCUUUCUUUCCCUCCCUCCCUCCUUUCUCUUUCUUUCUCUUUCUUUUUCUUUUUUUCUUUUUCUUUGUUUUGAAAACGUUGCUGUAAAGACCAGUAAAUAAGGGAGAAAACAAAAGGUCUCCUUUUCUGAUUGUACUGUUUUGUACCGUCAUUGUUCUUUUUUUAUUAUUAUUAUUGUUGUUAUUAUUUCUGCCUUUGUACCCUGAAUGUGUAAGAUGAUUGCUGGUGAGACUUGUAAAACAAUUAUAUAGCAGACCUGGAUUGCA